UUUCUCAUUGGGUGGAGACUUCCACUGGCGUCCAACUGGCGUCUAACUGAGCAGACGUCCAAGUUGGCAUCUAGCUUGGCGUCUAACUGUUGGACGGAGACUUCCAAGCUAGACGCGUCUAAAUUUAGCCGUCGCCAGAUAGAGGCAGCGGCCGUCCAGCUAGACGCGUCUAAGACUUAGACGCGUCUAGCUAGACGCGAAAUGGAAGUCUCCACCCAUUAUUUUCUAAUGAUGAGGUCACAUAUUUGACCUGCCUUCAGAUCAUAGCUGUAAAUCCUCAGUUAGAAUCAUGAAUUGCUGACACGUAUAACCCCAUACAUUAGGUGGGGGUUUUUGGUAAAUUUGGUACUGAAUACAGUGUACCAAAUUUCGAAGUUAUGGGAGAAAAGCUACAAGAAUGGCGAGAGGGGAAAGUUUUUAUAGAGGUAUACCGUAUAACUGAACUUGGCAUGGCGACCUGACCUUAAGUGACCAGUGAUAAUUUUUACGCAAGUGAUGUAGGUAGGGUAGGUAUACCUACCUAAUAGGUUAUACCAAAUUUGGCGGCGCUGCGCGCCGAUUUGUUACACACGCACACACACACAUACGCACGCACAAAACUGGGAAGUGUGGCAAAAAAAACACCCCUACCCAUCGGGUGAAGACUAGAAACCCGACCCCCCCACUCAAAAAUCCGUGGCGACGCCCCUGGAUCCGACGAAUCGACUGCGACCAUUUUUGUAAAACGAUCAGACGAACGCUCGGGGCAGUUUUGGUGCGUCCAAUCCUUUGAGGGAUAAAAAGGCUAAAAACUACAGUUGGUGACCUGAUAAUGGGCACUGACACAUCAGCAGAGACCUCCGUGAUCAGUGACCGUAUUCUGGUGAUCGAGCCCGGCUCAUAUUUCCUGCGUAUCGGCCGCGCCACGGACGUGAACCCGGCGGUGCUGCCGCACGUGAUCGCGCGGCGCCGCAAACCCGGCGGGCUGGCGUACCAGGACCCAGUGCUGCCACCUGACGUCAAACUGACUCGCCAGCAGACGAUGGAGCUGGAGGAGACGCGACUGAGCGUGUCACAUACCCUGCAGUCGUGCCUUAAGUCAGAUGGAUCGGCCAGGUUCGCAGCUCCUCCCCAAAUGGUUGCCAGCUUCAACAAGAACUCACAGCCGGUGAAAACUGAGGACCGUGUGCCUGAGUGGACCCCCGGCGGCGCGGACUACGUCGUCGGCGAUCAGGCUCUAACGCUGGACCCGAGCGGUCCGUACAACAUUCACUUUCCGGUGCGGCGGGGCCGACUGAACGUGCACCCUGGCCCGGGCGGCUCCCUGACGGCCGUGAUGGCCGACCUGUAUACCAUCUGGCUGCACUGCAUCGAGCGGCUGCUGGGCAUCCAACGCGCCGCGCUCGAGACGUACCGGGCCGUGCUGAUUAUACCAUGCGUGUACAACCGUGCCGCGGUAAAGGCCAUGGUGGAGCUGCUGGUCAACGGGCUCGGAUUCGCCUCCUUCUUCCUGAUUCAGGACCACGUGGCAGCGGCGUUCGGCUCGGGCGUGCCCUCAGCCUGUGUGGUGGACGUCGGAGACCAGAAGACGUCCGUCUCCUGCGUGGAGGACGGCAUGUCCAUACGGGAGACGCGGAUUCACCUGGACUACGGUGGCAGUGACGUCACGCAGGUGUUUUACUGGCUGCUGCGCCGCAGCGCGUUCCCGUACAAGCAGUGUUCCCCGGCCUCUCGGCUGGAUGCGCUGCUGCUCCACAAACUGAAGGAGACUUACUGCCAUGUGGACCUGGACACGUGCGGCCCUCAGGAGCACACGUUCCGUGUUAGUAAGCCGCACCACCCGUCCCUGCAGUACACGCUGCAGUUGGGGGACGAGUGCAUCAUUGCACCGCUCAGCUACUUCAACGCGUCGCUGUUCCAGCUGACCGGCCCGAAGCAGUCGUGGCUGUACGACCCGUACCGGGGCGAUUCGGAUGACCCGCUCGACACCGGCUACCUCAGGGAGACCGGGAGAAAGCGGGAGACGGCUGACACCGCAAGCGAGUCGGUGGACCAAUCACAGCUCGACGAUGAGGUCGAUGCCUUAGAGCCCAGCCAAUCACAGGACAGCAAGGGCCAGAUCAAGAUAGACAAGCUGCUCAGCCUGGAUCAGGCUAUUCUGCACAGCGUGGAUCAGUGUGGCAGUGACGAGCUGAAGCGCAAGUUCUACUCGUGCGUGAUCGUGGUGGGCGGCGGCGCCAAGUUCACCGGCUUCGCCACCUGGCUCCGCAGCAGGCUCUCCCUGCAGAUACCCUACCAGUUCAGACCAGAGCACAUGGAGGUGGUGACUGAGCCGCGUGAGCAGGACCCAGAGGUGGUCGGCUGGAAGGGCGCCUGCAUCAUGUCCUGUAUGGAGUCUGCCGGCGAGCUGUGGAUCCGGCCGGCCGAGUGGCGCACACACGGCGUCCGCACACUCCGCGAAAAGGCCGCCUUCUACUGGUGAACAGAGCAGGCUGUGGUUCGGAGAAUGGACGGAAGGCGGCGCCAGUGGUGAGUGUUAUGUAGCGAGCUUGUUGAAAAGCUAGUGGUACCUGAUAACUGAAGUGUUAAACGAGUUAUUGUUUCGUGCUGUGCAUUUGGCGUAACUUUGUAUCGGGGACAAAUGGGCGCCAUUCUAUUUGGUUGUAACUUUUGUUAGUCCUUUUGCGUGAACAUGACGCCGGUCAUUGGUCAAUGAUGCUCCUCACAGCAUUUACGUUGCCAAGUCUAUAUCGCCAUUUGAGUACGUACCCGCGUCCCGCCGAGUUGUUUGUUACGUAGUUUGGGUCCUGCUCAUACAUCGCCAUCAAUUAUAAGUGAAGUGUUUUCACUGCCAUCACUACCGCACGACUUUUUAAAGUGUUUUGUAGACUUUGAUUCCAUUGUAAAAUGUGAUUGAACUCACAGUGACUUGCCAUCGUUCUUUGGGUAACUGACGGUAUGUAAAUGCAUUUGAUUUUGAUAUAAAAUGUACCUACACAGA
Messenger RNA from Amphibalanus amphitrite, 2980 nucleotides. RefSeq names its product actin-related protein 8-like. Gene Ontology annotation, biological process: regulation of DNA-templated transcription; double-strand break repair. Gene Ontology annotation, cellular component: Ino80 complex. The transcript is spliced from 14 exons. The record is from RefSeq and is a predicted model, not a curated record. Bases 812 to 2461 code for a protein of 549 amino acids. NCBI's taxonomy places the organism in Eukaryota, Metazoa, Arthropoda, Thecostraca, Balanomorpha, Balanidae.